AUGGUCAAAACAAAAAAUGCCAAUCGGCCUCUUCUUCCUCCGGCGUCUUCUCUGUCACAGUCCGUCGGUCUUGGUCCUGUUCGGCCGUCGCCUCUUUCACCCACGGCAUCGUCCCUUUCACCCACGGUGUUGCCUCAAGUCCGGUCAACCUCCCCGUCAUCCUCCACACCCACGGGUUCGCCUCCCUCACCUAAAGGUAUGUGCUCUCCACCUACUUCACUUCCUAAACGGUUUACUAGGUCCUCUCUUGCCUCAUCCAGUCCAUCCACCCCACGGUCCUCCCCCAAUCCCUCCAACCCUCCCUCAUCCAAACCCACCCCAUCAUCCAAAAGAAAAUCACCUUCGUCUUCCCCAAAGUCUCCACCAAAGCGUCCCAAGAAAACUUCUAGGGUUCCAGCUACCUCUUCCAUUCCUCCAACCACUACCACUCUUCACCAUAGUCAGCCUACCCAUCCUUUUUGCUCCGACCAUAAACUACUGCGAUAUAGGGAUGAGGUCUCUCAGAGAAAAUUAUGGUUUGAGUACAAUGUUGUUAUUGAUGAUUUUCCCCUUCAUAGAGCAUUAAUAGAGUCUCGGGGGUGGCUAAAUACAGUUACAAAUCUCACACCACCUUGUCCGACUUUGGUCCGUGAGUUCUAUGCAAAUAUAGAUAAAAGAAUCCUUAGUGACACAAGUGCUCUCAAGUACCGAGCCUACAUUAGGGGAAAACGUUUUCCUUUUUCUCCCUCAAUUGUGUCCAGGGUGUUGUCUGUUACAAAAGAGCUGUCUCCUGCAUUUAAUUCUCAAUUUACACCAUCUAAGCUAGAAAUGGGGGUUGCUUUGACUGGUUCUGCUUCUUUUGAAUGGGGUACUGGUGAUUUGCCUGUUCCUGCUUUAUCUCAUUUUUACAAGGUGCUACAUCGGAUUGCUUUAAAUAACUGGUUGCCGAAUACUCAUACCACUUCAAUCACCACUGAGAUUAGUAAGUUCUUAUUUGCUGUUGGUACUGGGGUCUCGAUUGAUUUACCUACUCUUAUUUUUGGAAAGAUUGUUGAUGCUGCUUUAGCCUCGGGAACAAGGAAUGUUCUCCCAUUUCCUUGCUUAGUUCAUCAAAUCGCAUUAAGAAGUGGUCCAACAUUGACUCUUCAUGAUGUUCCUUCUGCUGUUCCAUCAUUUGGCAAGUCGUGUAAAGCUCUGAAGUCUAAACAGGUUCUGCCUACUGAUUCGUCACCUCCAGAUCCAUCUUCUCCACCUCCAGGUGCAUCUGCCACUACGAUCAAGGGUCUUGCUCCUUCUAGUUGGCAGGUUCAAUUGGUAAAUCGGUUUGUAGCUUUUGAAAAGAGAUAUGAUGAAGAUCAGCAACGACAGCGGGCAUUUGAGUCCCGGGCUUCUCAUCCUGAGUCUCCACUGGUUUCUGAUAACACUCCUGGAGUUUCUGAGGCCACUCCUGUGGUUCCUAAUGCAGCUCAAGUUGCUCCAGCUACGACUUUCAUGGUCCCUGUUGCAAAAUCUUCCCAAUCUCAGGGGGAGUGCGUUCCAUCUGCCUCAGCUCCUGCUCAUCCAGUUGCUCCUUCUCAGGGGGAGUUAUCUUCUGCUGGUCAUGGUCCACAGAUUCAGGGGGAGCGUUCGUUCGACAUCACUCCAGCUGCUCUGAAUUCUGACGGUGCUCCCAAAGUCUUUAUGAGGCGUCUUCCCAAAACUCGUUCUGGUCGAAAGAAAUAUGAUCUCUGA
This is a messenger RNA of Humulus lupulus (European hop), 1710 nucleotides long. RefSeq lists its product as uncharacterized. The transcript has 2 exons. Lineage: Eukaryota; Viridiplantae; Streptophyta; Magnoliopsida; Rosales; Cannabaceae. The record is from RefSeq and is a predicted model, not a curated record. The coding region runs from base 1 to 1710 and encodes 569 amino acids.